UUUUUUAUGGGAAAAUAACAUGGGGAUUUUGAAUUAUCGCACCUGUUCAACUCUCGCAGGGACGAAUAAAUCGGAAAUGCAGAUGUUUUGCUCUGCACAGUUUUGUCCUCUGCCUUCAAGUGGAUACUGUGAUCUUCAGUACCUGAAGAUGGUUCAAUCACUCCCCCCACCCAUACAGUAUUGUCCCUACUAGUCAGAAUUGAUCCGACCACCCUUCAGUUGCAAGUCUCCGCAGCCAAGUGGUACCAAUCUGAAAAUCAUACUCAUUCUGCUCUUAUCUAUUUUAUCACUUGAUAAUUAUCAAAUAGCUCUUUGUGAAUUUCUCACUUUGAAUGACUGGAAUGUUGGUCAAUGCAAUGCUAAAGUAUAUCACACGAGGAGCGGUCACUAAUGGUGAAGCGGCUGAGUUUACAUUAGUUGUGCCAGCCUUGCAGGAUAUCCUCACUCACGUAAUGCCUCUAAUCAGAAAUUAAUAAAUUGUUGAACCAGUCAUAUCUAUUGCAUCUCUUAUUACUAUUACUAUUAUAUUUCUAUUGCCCCUCUAUGCUUUUAUUAGCUAUUCCUGUUUGCUUUUGUUAUGUAAAGCACAUUGAAUGACCUCUAUGAAAUGCGCUAAGCUGUAGGCUAAAUAAAGUUGACUUGGCUUGACUUAUUAAAUUCAUUGUGAGGUUUUUCCCCCAUCUGUAGUGUCUGAUGAUGAUUUCUGAUUAAUCAUUAAUUUAGUUGAUGCAGUGCAUGUGUAUGACUUUGCACCGUUAGUAUAUUACGAACAGGCUAUAAAGACACAAAUGCUCUUUGAACUUUGCUCCCAAAGUCAUGGGAGUGUGUACAGUUCCUUCUUCUUCGGUGGAGCAGUGCUCACGAUAGAAUAGGGUUUAAAAAGCGAAUAAGAAAGAUAUCCUCUAAUGAUCUGAUAUUUUAACUAGACUGUAUUUCUUUUGAACCAAAUUGUCUCGUGAAACACCAUGUGUCCUUUAGGCUAUUUCAAAUGCUGGGAGCGGUAACUCAGCGACAAUAUGGGGACUUCUCCGUAUGUUUGGAUUGUGAUCCUCUCGGCCUGGUGGUUCACAGACUUCAUUCACAGUCUUCCAGUGGAAACCACUAUAGACUGCACAACAGGGACAACUGUGCCUCUGGGGGAAGUAGAUGAAAAAUAUGCAGGGGACAUAGACAGUAUUAUCAGCAUUCCAAGUGGGACGGAGCUAACACCGGACUUUACACAGUGUCCACAGUGUGAACAGUUUCUGGAGUUUGUCUAUGUCGUCUCCAUAACAAAUGCUACAGUGAAAACAAAGACUCCACUGGAUGCAGAGGCAUUAACAGAAACAGGAGGUAUCUUAUCCUACUCCAUCACCUGUACAUCCACUGGGGUGACAAAUGGUCGAAUAGUACGGAUCAGAGAUCUGAAUGACAAUGCUCCAAUCUUUGAAAAAGCGGAGUACAUUGCAAAUAUAGCAGGGACUUUAUCUGAGGGUGAUGAUGUGGUCCAAGUGAAAGCAGUGGAUGCAGAUGCCAGUCCAAUCAACAACCGUAUAACCUACAGCCUUCUGGCCACAGAGUCCAGCGCAACGUUUGCUGUGGAGCCAUCUAGUGGACAGGUGUAUGUAGUGUCUGCUGCUGGUCAGAUAGAGAAUGUGACUCUGCAGGUGAUGGCAUCAGACCCACAUGGCCUCAAUGACACAACAACAGUCAAGGUGAUGAUAUGGGAAAGCAGAGAUGUUGUGGUGAUUUCUCUGAACCAGGAGAUUGGCACUGUGCAGAACAAAUCCCUCGAGAUGAAGGAAGCUCUAGAGAGGGCCCUCGGCUGGUCUGUGAACAUCAUCAGUGUGAGCAGCAGCAGGGGCGUGUUGGCCCUGAGUCGCACCAUAGAGAUCCACACACUCCAAGGAAAGAACACUCCAAGGACCUACGUCAGUUUUAUAGCCACGGAAACCAAUGGAACCAAUGUCAUACCAAAAGAGACCGUUCAAACUAAACUACUGGAUGAUGAGGAGAAUGUUCUGGCAGAGAUGCAGCAGGUCUUUGGCCCAAGUUUGCGGUAUGAGGUUGUGGAUGACGGCAGUUUAAGCACACCAAACAUCCCAAUCAUCUUGGGAACAGUGAUACCAGUGAUUAUUAUUGUUUCAGCCAUCUCCAUUUGGUGUGUACACAAAAAAUUUCAAUCAAACACAAAGAAACAACACUCAGACAUGCAUCUGUCGAAUAUUGGAGGUGUGGACACCACAGACUAUACUGGAGACACAAGUGAUUUAGCAGGAGACACGGACUCUAUGAGAGAAGGCCCUAACUUAGCAGGAGACACGGACUCUAUGAGAGAAGGCCCUAAUUUAGCAGGAGACACUGACUCUAUGAGAGAAGGCCCUAAUUUAGCAGGAGACACGGACUCUAUGAGAGAAGGCCCUAAUUUUUGAUUUAGCAGGAGACACGGACUCUAUGAGAGAAGGCCCUAAUUUUUGAUUUAGCAGGAGACACAGGAGAACCUGAUGUCGGAUUUUGCUGCAGACAAGACAUAGUCUCCAGAGGAACUGCAACUGAAGCCUCCACAUACUGUACACACUUGUUUUAAAAUGCAUUCCCUUUUACUAUGUUUACACCUGACAUCCAUUCCGCUAAUGUUAUUAUUUAUAUGCGUAUAUAUUAUUAAGAGCAUUUAUCAAAAUACAAUAAAGGUUGUAUCAGCGAUUGCAGGCCCAAACAUAAA
This is a messenger RNA of Alosa sapidissima (American shad), 2701 nucleotides long. Its product is annotated as cadherin-6-like. Gene Ontology annotation, molecular function: cadherin binding; calcium ion binding. The coding region runs from base 1017 to 2411 and encodes 464 amino acids. Gene Ontology annotation, cellular component: plasma membrane; catenin complex; adherens junction. NCBI's taxonomy places the organism in Eukaryota, Metazoa, Chordata, Actinopteri, Clupeiformes, Clupeidae. The transcript has 11 exons. Gene Ontology annotation, biological process: cell morphogenesis; homophilic cell-cell adhesion; multicellular organism development. The record is from RefSeq and is a predicted model, not a curated record.